This is a messenger RNA of Xylaria bambusicola, 1476 nucleotides long. RefSeq lists its product as uncharacterized. The coding region runs from base 391 to 1023 and encodes 210 amino acids. The record is from RefSeq and is a predicted model, not a curated record. Lineage: Eukaryota; Fungi; Ascomycota; Sordariomycetes; Xylariales; Xylariaceae. The transcript is spliced from 3 exons.
AUUAAUUGAUCUCCAGGCUUGAGAGUGCGCUAAAAUAGACCCUGCAUGUCACUAAACUGACGGGUCACGGCCGCCCAUAGUAUCCCGCCAAGAUGACCAAAUGAAAUGGAACGGUAGCUUGGGCACGUCGCAUUUGUAUUUAUUUCUCAGGUCCAAGCCGAAAUAGCUCCCGACUUUGGCAACGUCAUUUCCCAAUACCACCUCUCACCCUAUUUCCUCCUUCGCAAAACCCGACAGAUCUACAGCUAUCAAAAUCCACUACUAUCUUGUUCGCAUUUAGUUCGUCUUGAGAUAAUACUAUUACUCGAAAGACCGGAUGAGCAGGUGACGAGCCGAGCUUCGAUACCAGUCGUACAGCUGUGCGAGACCCCGACCGCGCAACGUUUCGCUAUGGAUUUUGCGCCGUACCAGAGCUCGCCGCCUGAGAACAACCGGCCGUUCUCUCCGCCCAUCGGAGAAGGCGCCACAUCGCCGCGCGCGUCGCUCGACCAGAGACGCUCGUUCAGCCCGUCGCAGCGCAACUUUGCCGCAUACUCUCCGCCGCCGCUACAUCACCCGCAACCCCAGCGCUCGUGGCAGCCAGAGUAUGCUUCCGAAGACGGGUUUGGCAAUGGAAUAGGCGUGGGCAUGGGCGCGGGCGCGGGUGGGGGUGGGAUAGGACUUGGCGGCAACGGGGACUUUGUCAGCGAGUUUGAUACGAGUCUGGGCCUCCGCCUGGAUUACGAGGCCGUGCUCGCUUAUAUCGGGUUACCGCCGCUCGGUGCGAUUAUACUAUUGAUCUUGGAGAGAAAAAGUGAUUAUGUUAGAUUCCACGCGUGGCAGUCGAGCCUUCUCUUCACCGUCUUAUUUAUUGUUCAUCUCCUAUUCUCCUGGUCAACGUUCCUCAGUUGGGUCAUCGUGCUCGGAGACCUGGGUCUAAUUGGGUUCCUUGCACUUCAUGCAUACCGGGACGCCGAUACUCUCGAUAGAUUCGAAGUACCCAUUUUUGGAAGUAUAGCAAGCCGUAUACUUGACGAUGAGUAGGGGGUUUCUAAGGAUUUAUGACUGUACUUUUACAUUCAAGCAUGAUUAAAUCUGGGAUAUUGUACGGGGAAUUGUACGACUCUUGUUUGCGUGGUUUAACUUUGAGAAAUUAUGGAAGUAGUGGACGGUAUAAUUAUAAUGCAGGCAUGUAAAUACCUAGGAGUCCCGGUUUACCUAGAUACUUAUAUGAUAAUGUGGCAAAGCCUUCUCUCAAGGCUCGGCUCGGGACAAGAAACACAUAGUUCAAGCAAGACAUCAAAAGCCUGACGUCUGGCUGUUCCAGGCUGUAUAGAGAUAAUCGGAGUGCCUCGUUGGCCCCAGCCCUCGUAACUUGGAAUUACAAUAUUGUCUAUCCUAUAAUCUCUCCCCUGAGGCAAGUCAAAGAACUCCUUCAGAUUUGUAUAAUCAACAUUGAUCACUGCGGCGUUGCAAUAAUCAUGGGUUCAACAACAC